Messenger RNA from Eriocheir sinensis (Chinese mitten crab), 3835 nucleotides. RefSeq lists its product as uncharacterized. Bases 332 to 3349 code for a protein of 1005 amino acids. The record is from RefSeq and is a predicted model, not a curated record. Gene Ontology annotation, molecular function: protein binding. The transcript is spliced from 5 exons. NCBI's taxonomy places the organism in Eukaryota, Metazoa, Arthropoda, Malacostraca, Decapoda, Varunidae.
AAGUAGGGAUCAUAUGCAACAAACGCGAAAACAACGAUCUCAUUGGCUGUUACUAUCUCUGUUUAGACCAUUACUCCUGAGGACGUGGCUGGGGCGAUGGAGAUAGGCGGCGGGGGGAGUGAAUCUAGGAGCGCAAGGUAUACAGAGAUCGAUAGAAGCGCGUCGGUAUAGCGGGGUGCGAGCGUGGCCAGCCCCCGCUACGAGCUCUCCUUCAGUCAGCUGUGCGCCGCCCUCAAGCCGUCACAACCAGAACCAGUCCUUCCACCAGUGCUACAACCAGCAACCACUCGGCCGCUUGAGCCAUGUGCUUCCCCGGGCUCUGUGAGAGGUGAUGGCGGGGUGGCAGUGGUGGCGGUGGUGGUUGUGGUGGAGUGUGUGGACCCUGUCAGCGGCGGUAGUGCCUGAGGGCGAAAAUGUUCUCAGGCCGGCUCUACACGACGCGGGGUGGGCGCCAAGCGACCCGCACUGCCCUGAGAGCUGCUGGUGCCUUCUCCCGGGUGAACUAGAAUGCCUGGCAACCGGGGAGAAGUACCCGCCUCGUCCGCCCAGUGACAUAACAAAGCUCGUCCUCCACGGCUACGAGUUUGUCCCGGCACACUUCCUCGCAGACCUCAAACGCCUGCGCCACCUCACCGUCAGCGGCAGCCAAGUGACCAGCCUAGCAUUUUUGCCGCUUCUGCCGGAGCUGGAAGUGCUUGAAGUCCGCUACAACCGUCUUCAAUCCCUCGGCGGGGGCUACCUCAAAGCGAGCACGCCAGCCCUCACCCACCUAGACGCAUCCCACAAUGAAAUCACGUUGCUCAAUGCCACCGACCUGGAGGGGCUCAAAAAACUGCAGAAUUUGAGUCUCCACCAUAACCCCAUCUCAGAAGCAAGUGCUGAUGCCCUAAAAGACCUCACCUCUCUGACCCACCUAGACAUAUCCAAAUCAAAAAUAUCAAAACUUCACUCCAAUUGGCUGGCAGAUGCUAAAAACCUUCAGUAUCUCAAUGUGAGUAAUGCAAAAGUACGUGAGGUUCCACGGAUCCAUGGAGAAAACAUACGUGUGCUAGAUGCAUCACACAACUUCCUCGCCAAUCUCCCAGAUGGAUUGAUUAUGGCAACAUGCCUGCAAUCCCUCUUCCUCCAUCAUAAUCCCUUUGAAGCUGUCAAUGAACAAACCUUGAUGAAUAGUAAAUGCCUCCAAGAACUGCACCUCAGUCACACUCAUAUUGUUAACAUUGAUGAAUUUGUCUUUGCUGAUAUGCCACUGUUACAAAAGUUGCACCUUGAACAAAAUGAAAGGUUAAUCAGGGUUGAGCACGGGGCUUUUACUGGCCUCCACAAUUUGCAGUACUUGAACCUUGCUGAGACACCAAAUUUGAAGGAAAUUGAGGAAGUAGCCUUUGCAGGUUUGCCUAACCUGAUCUCCCUUGAUCUGCGGAAGUCUGGUCUUAUGGUGCUACCACUCUCCCUAACUAAAUUAGUUAAGCAUAAUACAUCAGUCUUUCUUGCAGGAACACAAUUACAUUGUGACUGCUAUAACUCAUGGCUUCCUGAUUUGCUCACUUCUACUGACAUAUCAUCCUGGAAUGGUGUGGAGCCUCUUGCCUGCAGCGAUGGUCAUUUCAGGAGUGCUGCUCAGCUUGCUGCGCAUAUUAACUCCUUAGGUUGUGAAAAACCACAAGCUGUCACUCAUUCAGGAGACACAGUAAUGGCCAAAAGCAGGCAGAGUGCCUUACUGGAAUGCAACAUGACAGCCAAUCCUUCACAUUCCAUUUUGUGGCUCUCUAAGGAGCACAGAGUCUUCCGGUACAAUGAUACCAGCGGCGACCACGACGACGAAUGGAUUAGCUACCACAUAGAGCAGGUGGCAGCAUCUGCUUCCAUUGAUCCACGCUUUGAGGUGCUUGCAUCAGGUCACCUCCUCAUCAGAGAAGUUGAUCACUCUGACAUUGGCUGGUACAAGUGUUUCGCCUACAACAGUGUGGGCAAUACCUCAAUCCUAGUAUUCAUGAGCAUGAGUGAUGCUCCUCUACGUAACCUCUACAAUGAGAGUCUUCUCUUCGGCUUCGCCUGUGCUGCCCUCUUCCUCUUCAUCACACUUCUCAUCCAACUUAUAAACUACCUCAUGGACAGACUAGGAUGGGAGUGCUGCUGCUGCAGAUACAGAGUAUCGCCAAAAGCUCGGCAGAUUAAAAAGCUGCUGGAGAGUGUGGAGUCCUACAAGUCCCAACAACUGGACAGGUUACGAGAGAAUUAUAACUACCAGGUGGUGAGCAUCAAGGACAGCUGCUACCAGCAGAUGGAGCGCAUCAGAGAGAGCUACGGCACCCAGGGGAGAAACCUUCGGGAGCUGCGAGACUACAGUACGCAGGGCCUGACCUCCAUGAGAGACCAGUAUCUUGACCAGGUGAACAAGGUGCGUGACUACUCGGUCUCCCAGAUGAACAGGGUGCGGGAAAACUACGUGUUCCAGCGCCACCGCAUUAGGAAGUUUAGUGCCCAUCAGCUGUUGCGCCUCAGAGAAACCUACAAGUACCAACAGAAAACUCUUAAUAAGAUCCUUGAAAACUUGCCUGACCUCUACCUACAAAACUGUAGAACAGGAGCGUGUCAGCGCACAGAUUCCAUCAUAUUUGACGACGCUUUACACGGGAUAGACGCUUAUUACAGAGUGGAUUUCCUUGACACCCAGAGCCAUUGUUCAGAUUAUUACACGCCAGCCAGCACGCUUACCCACUCAUUUAGAUCAAACAAAGGGCAGGACCCCGUAAAACAGCAUUCUCGAACAUCUUCAAAUACGUCAAGUGAUUUUGUUGAAGCUCAGGCCUGGUUAAGAAGAGACUCAAGCGCCCUGAGUGGAAACAGUCCGUCUCGCACCUUACCGAGUUAUUCCAAAAUCCACGGUCGCAGCUUAAGUGUUGCUGGGCCUAGUUUCAUGGUAUCAGACCCCGUCAAAGUACACAAGCGAAGCCUGAGUGCAAGCCACCCGUCUCACAGAAUUGCUCCGGCACCCGAGACGAGAGGCAUCCCGGCACGCAUCACUUUGUGUGAAGAGACAAGUGACUACAACAACCAAACUUGCCCAAACUCGCCCAUUUCAGUCCCAAAUACUCCCGUUCAUAAGAAAAAGGAGUCAAGUUCACCUGCCCCUUCUCUGCAGGCACUGAAAGUGCAAAGUGUUGACAAUCUUGAGCCAAUUCACCAGAAAACAGAGGUACCUAGUACAAUUACUGAGGUCCCUUCCGUUAGCAGCGGUGAAAAUAAUGCUUCUAAUACUACUUCAGAUGAGACCAACUCUGUUGCAAGUGAUGUUUCUGUGCAGCCCGAUGUGGUAGAUAGAGUAGCAUUUGAGACCUCUCUCUAAGCUUCAAAUUAUUUUCCCAAAUGUAAUGAACACCAGGGGACAAUAGUAUAUGCCUUUAUUUUCUGCAAAAAGACAUAAUGGUGAUCACCAGUAAAUUUUGCCAGUUUUAAAGUGCUGUUGCCCACUUAAGUGAGUAGUGGAUGCCAAAUUACUACAAUUGUAACGAAGAAACCGAAAGCUAUUUUAAUCAUAUUCAUCUGGGAGGACAGUGUGUGAAGCCACUUGUGCCAACGUUUGUUUGUAAUUAGACCCCUGUAUAGGAGGUGGUGUUUACUGUUCCAUGUGGAUAGGCAUUACAUUUUCCUCAGCUGUGCAGCCAUUGAUAUCCCAUGCAGCUGUCUAAUUGCUAUUCCAACGUGUUGUAGACUCAUACCAAAUAUCAUUCAUAUAUUUUCAGGUUAGUGCCAUAAGCAAGAACCAUUUUCCAUCACAUGUUAUUUUUAGGGUUGUUAUUUCAAUAGUUAAAAGAAUCUAGGUUGAUUUAAA